GGUGGUGAAGUUCCGCCGCACGGGGGAGAGCUCGAGGUCGGAGGAGGAUGGAAUUUCGGGAGAGCACGAGGUGCAGAUCGAGGGGGUGAGGACGGAGCUGGAGCCCGUGGAGCUGGAGGAUGGAGCUGCGGUGCCCAAGGAAUUCGCCAACCCCACGGAUGAUACUUUCAUGGUGGAGGAUGCAGUGGAAGCCAUUGGAUUUGGGAAGUUCCAGUGGAAGCUCUCUGUCAUUACUGGAUUGGCAUGGAUGGCAGAUGCCAUGGAAAUGAUGAUUUUAAGUAUCCUUGCUCCUCAGCUGCACUGUGAGUGGCGCUUACCCAGCUGGCAGGUUGCAUUGCUCACCUCGGUGGUGUUUGUGGGAAUGAUGUCCAGCUCCACCCUCUGGGGAAACAUUUCAGACCAGUAUGGGAGGAAAACAGGCCUGAAGAUCAGCGUGCUGUGGACUCUCUACUAUGGGAUCCUCAGUGGAUUUGCUCCCAUUUACAGCUGGAUCCUGGUGCUGAGGGGCCUGGUGGGCUUUGGCAUUGGAGGAGUGCCUCAGUCGGUAACUUUAUAUGCUGAGUUCCUGCCAAUGAAAGCCAGAGCAAAAUGCAUUUUAUUAAUAGAGGUGUUCUGGGCCCUUGGGACAGUGUUUGAGGUGCUCCUGGCAGUGGUGGUGAUGCCCACGCUCGGCUGGCGCUGGCUCCUCAUCCUCUCUGCCCUCCCACUCCUGCUCUUUGCUGGCCUGUGUUUUUGGCUGCCAGAAAGUGCCAGGUAUGAUGUUUUAUCUGGGAACCAGGAGAAGGCUCUGGCCACCUUGAAGAGGAUUGCCACAGAAAAUGGAGCUCCAAUGCCCCUGGGAAAACUGGUGGUGUCCAGGCAGGAGGACAGAGGCAAAAUGAGGGAUCUUUUCACCCCCCAUUUCCGCUGGACCACGUUGUUGCUCUGGUUUAUUUGGUUUUCCAAUGCUUUUUCAUAUUAUGGGUUAGUUUUAUUAACUACAGAGCUCUUCCAAGCAGGAGAUGUUUGCAGCAUAUCCAGCAGAAGGCAGGAAGUGAAAGCCAAGUGCAGCCUGACCUGUGAGUACCUGACAGAGGAAGAUUACACUGACCUGCUCUGGACAACCCUGUCAGAAUUCCCUGGUGUGUUGGUGACCCUGUGGAUCAUCGACCGCAUCGGCCGCAAGAAAACCAUGGCCCUGUCCUUCCUUGUCUUCUCCUUCUGCAGCCUCCUGCUCUUUCUCUGUGUUGGAAGAAAUGUUCUUACUGUGCUGCUCUUCAUUGCAAGAGCUUUUAUUUCAGGAGGAUUUCAGGCUGCCUAUGUUUACACUCCUGAGGUUUAUCCCACAGCCACACGUGCUUUGGGCCUGGGAACAUGCAGUGGAAUGGCCAGAGUGGGAGCCCUCAUAACCCCGUUCAUUGCACAGGUGAUGUUGGAAUCUUCGGUCUAUCUGACCCUGCUGGUUUACAGUGGCUGCUGCCUGCUGGCUGCCCUGGCCUCCUGCUUCCUGCCCAUCGAGACCAAGGGCCGUGGCCUGCAGGAGUCCAGCCACAAGGAAUGGGGCCAGGAGAUGGUGGGCAGAGGAUCUCAUUCCCCAGGGGAAUCACAGGAAUGAUGGGACAUGGAAACCUGCUGGAAGAAUGAAGGAUAGGAGCAAGGUGUCUCACCAAACCUCCGAGCCUGAAGCAUGGAAAGCUGACCACCAUCACUGCCAUCCUCACGUGUCAAACUGCAGGAGUUUGGGGUUGAACCUCAGCAAAUUGUGUUUUCUGCUGCUCGUUGCUCACACUCAUCAAAACUUUUUUGGAUGGAGAGGCCUUUGAUCCAGAUAUCCUUGGAAGUUUAGCAGGAAGGGUUUCUCUUCAGUCUGUCGUGCUUGCAUGGUCAGCUCUUCAGCUUAAAAUGUCCUGUGCCAAGCAAAUGCCAAGUGACUGCAGCCCAGCAUAAGCUGUCAUUAAAACACUGAGCUCUUGAUGCCUGAAACCAAGAGGUUCAUCUUUAGGGUGGCCCUGGCCUGGCACAGGGUGGAUUCCAUCCCUACCACUAUGGAUUAAAUGCCUGCCUUGCACUUUUAGCCAUCAAAACCAUCACCAAAAUGUGAUUCUGUCAAACCAACCCAAGCUUUCCAGUUGGGUUUUGUUUCUGGAGAGUUGGAUUGCUUGGAAAUUGAUUUCUGACUGUUUCUCUCAUCCCAGGUGGGUAUGGAGCAGGGAGGGUGGUGUUGCUGCAGAGCUGGGACCUUGUAGCAGAAAUGUAAACCACAGAAUCAUUGAGGCUGGAAAAGACCUCCAAGCUCAUCAAGUCCAAUGCAUAAAUCCUCGAGUUUUGGAGCAGAAUUGGACUUCUCUGGUAUUGCCAGGGACCUUGAGCUCUCUCUGUUGCUUGGAGUGAGGAGGUUCUCACUCCUGGGGUUCUCUGUGUGGAUCCAGGUGUGUCCCUGCUCCAUUUCCUGGGCACAUCCUCAUGGUGGGGCGGCCCCAGCUGCUGUUGGGAUGGAGCCACUCCCUGGCAGCUGGGCAGGACCUUUCCUGCUGAUUGUACAUUGGUGACAGAGGAAUGUAGCUGGAAUAAAUGAACAAAAGCAUGGGAAGAGCCCAUCUGCAGUGCCCUUGGAUGAGGAGCAUCCCUCCUUCAGGUGUGGCUCCUCAGGGGAUGAUCCUGCUCUUGUCAGGGAAUGCAACAGAGCUCAGGUGAGGACAAGGUGAGGGCAGGCUCGUCUGGUUUGUCACAAACCUGUCCCUGGGCACAGCUCAGGUGGCAGAGUCUGUGGGAAUGUGCAGAGAUCUGAGAUGUGCCUCAGUGGAUGUUGAGGAUUCCAGACCUUGGGACACACAGCCAAAAAUGGGUGAGAUGGACUUGGUGAGGCUGUGGGAGCUGUGGGGGUUUGUGGUCUGUCUGACAAGUGACUCACCUGAACACAGGUAAAUGUGCAGCACAUUUGUACACUUGAACAUUUGAAGUAUCCUGGGAAGCAGGUGCCAUUCCUGGGGUCAGGAAUAGGUGUCCAAGUCCAUGUUUGGUGCAGUCCAAGGGAGCUCUGUGGGGCUCAGCUGUCACUGAGGGUCACAGCUCUGAGGUCACUCCAUGCUCCCCCACGUGCCAGGCUGCUUGUGUGGAGACUGAGGGGAAAACAGGAGUGGAAAAAUCUUUAAAGAAAGCCAGGAAACUGAUGAAAAAGGUUGAAAUUGUGUGAGGGAGGGAUUUCUGCUGAGAGCAGAGUUUGGUCCAUCCAGUCCCACUGGAGAUUGGUGACUCAGUGAAGGAUUGCAGGAAUGGUUGGUGGAAACAGGCAAACUUGGCUUUUCCCAGAGAGAUGGAAAUGAAUUCAGCUCCCAAGGGAUCCCUGGGCUCAGCUGUGGGUGGUGGCACAGAACCCUCUGUCCCUUCCAGCUGGGUUGGUUCCCUUUGUGUCCCUGUCCCUGUGUCCUCACGCUCCACCAAAAUCAAGCUCCGGCUGAUCCCAGUAAACAGCCAGGGCUCUCUUGGCACUGACACAAGCACAGCUCAUCUGUUCCCCUCCCUCCUUCUGCCAGGCUGGAGCUGGAUCCUUCUCCCUGUGAGCCUGGAGCAGAGCCAGAGAGAUUUAUUCCAUGGAAUUCCAGAAUUCCAAAGUGCUUUGGGUUGGGAGGCACCUUAAAUCUCCUUCAGGCAGGGACACUUUCCUCUAGACCAGGUUGCUCCAAUCCCCAUCCACACCUGACCCUGAGCCCUUCCAGGGAUGGGGAACCUCUGCUUUCACCUGGUGGAUAUGGGACACAGCAGUGAGGAAGCAGAUCCUGGGUGGGUUUAAUCAGAUAUUGCCCCACAUGUGUGGCCAGAGAGCUGGAAAAGCUGCUGGAGCUGGGACCUGCUGGAGCUGGGAUCACCCCUCAGUGACAGCUCUGACAUUCCAUCCUCAUCCUCACCCUGCUGCUGCUGGAGGCCCUCGAGGCCAUUCCAGCCCCCCCAGGUGUUUCCAUGCUUCCUUCCUUGGGCUUUCCAUGAGCUGUGUUUGCAUCCCAAAACUCUGGAACGGAGCCUGGGUGGAGGUGACAGAGAAUCCAAAGUGCAGGACAGGCCAUGGCCCAGUUUGUUAAUCAAUGCCUUGAGUUAAAAUUCUGCUUUUCUGGGGUAAUGUUCACAUCUCACUCCAUUUUUUUUAGGUGAAUAUUCAGCAGUUUUAUGGAAUUGCAUUCAACAGCCUUUAGAGAGUUUUAGGUGAAGUUUCUCUGUUCAUGCACCCCUGGAUCCUACAGAUAAGCCACUUCCCAGGUAAAGGUUUAUAGGAAAUGCAACAUUUUCCAUGCUGUUGAACAGAUCAGUUUUAACCUGUGACAUUUACAGUGUUAACCAAAAAAUGGAAGGCAUUUUUGCUUUUCACUUUUUAUGAAUUCUGCACUAAAAAAAAAAAAAUCUAUUUAAGGAUAGAAAUACCAAUAUUGUUGUUGCUGGAUCUUUGAUUUUGUUAAAGCUUGAUCCAAAGCUCACUGAAAUCUGGGAAAAUUUCCUGUGGAUAUCCCUGGGCUUUGGAUCAGCUGAAUGAAAGGAGCCCCCCACAGCUGAUCCCACCUGGCUGAAUUCAGCAGGAGCCCAUUGGGCACUGCAGAAACGGAGCUGGAAUUGAGGAUUUGCAGGAAUUUGCAUAUAAUUAAUAAGAGAAGGCCAUUUUAGCUUGUUCACUGAGAACACUGGGGUUGACACACACCAGUUGUAAACCACCACUAUAGAUUUUAUCAGUAGGGCAGCACCAUUUAGGUACAAAAUAUUCCAAAGAAUCCUUGUCCACACUGAGUAUUUCUCACUGGUAAAGGAAUUGCUGCUUUGUUUCAAACAGGAAAGUGAGAUCCUUUGGAAUUCAAACAGAAUUGUGGGAUUUGGUUUUGCCAAGCUGGUGUGGGAAUGUAAUUCCCCAGAUGUGUUUGGAUGGGAUGAUUUGUUAUUCCCAAAUACUUGCUGGAAAAGCAGUGAAUGUUUCCAUGGCUGAAUGUACAGUUUCUAAGCUGGAUUUACAUUUUAAUGUUGAAAAACUUGGUGUAUCUCAAGCUUGUUGUAAAAUACUCCUCUGGUUCCUGUUCCUGACAUGGCAUUGGAGAGUUGAAGUCCACAUUAGAUAUUUUAUGUUAAACAAAUAAAUAGUUUUUUCAGGAAAUAA
This is a messenger RNA of Zonotrichia albicollis (white-throated sparrow), 5110 nucleotides long. NCBI's taxonomy places the organism in Eukaryota, Metazoa, Chordata, Aves, Passeriformes, Passerellidae. The record is from RefSeq and is a predicted model, not a curated record.